GUACUAUAUACUACGGUAGCUCUAUAUCCUAUAUCUCGUCUCUUGUGCUGCGUCUGCGAAAGAAUUUUACUUGAAACUUCGCCUACGGGCUUAGAGAAGAUAACAUGAAGCUAUUUAAAGUGGAAUGGAAUCUUAUUUGUGUGACAGUUUGGUGUUUAAACCUUGCAGGAAAAAUUUUAGGCCACAGAGUAAAUGAAAAUCUGGUAUUUAGGGUGCUGAAACCAAGCCACAUUAACUAUGACUUCACCAUCAGACCUGCCAAGAACUUUGGAGGAACCUUUAAUUUUGUUUACAAUGGAAUUCAACUUGUGGCUGCUGAUCCAAUAGAGGCAUGCGGAGAGAUUCAAAAUGCAGAUGAAGUCAGAGGAGCCGUUGCUCUAGUAAAACGAGGGGAGUGUUCAUUUUUAUCCAAAAGCAUUGUCGCUGACCGGGCUGGUGCAUUGAUGGUGAUUAUCUUUGAUUAUGACGAGAAAAAUGACAACAGAUUCAUUGAUAUGAUUGACGAUGAUACCAGACGGCCUACUUCUAUUCCAACAGCGUUCAUGCAGGGAAGAGAUGGAUAUUGGCUUGAGCAAUACCUCACAGUAGAAAAGGAAAUCAUAGAGAUAGCCAUUCCAGUCAACACAACUGGCAUUCCAUACUCUCAUCUUCACAGGCCACCGUGGACACUCUGGUAGCAAGAAAUACAGUAUCUGAUCGCUUCCAAAAUAUGGGCUUUCAACCAAAAAAGAUUCCUUAAUCAGAAAUUUAUAUGAACUUUUUACAAAUGAGUUGGUGAGUAGUGGAAUAUGUCUAUGCAUUAAACAGGACACCAACAUGUGACAAAAAUGUGUGGGAAGAGAGAUAUAAAGUAAUAAACUCUAGAUAUGUGUCGUUUUGUGUAAUUUUAUUACACAACCAGUUGUUUUAACUGGUAUGUGUUCUAUAUAGGAUGAUAUGUGGGUUAUUUUUGUUAUAAUUUGGGGUUCCAGGCUGAUUUUUAAGCAUCGUGAACCUUUCUUUCCUGUACACCCUUCAGACAUUGAAUACAAAUUAGUAGAACAAAUGUGAUGGGAAAUGCCUGUAGAAAUUAUCAGACAAGUAUUAGGCAUCCUUUAUGUGUUCAUGAUCAAUCCUUCACUUUGUAUUGAAUUGCAUCCUUUUUGUCUCACCUGCGAAGCAAAGUGAGA
Lytechinus variegatus (green sea urchin) is the source of this 1169-nucleotide messenger RNA. Its product is annotated as protease-associated domain-containing protein 1-like. NCBI's taxonomy places the organism in Eukaryota, Metazoa, Echinodermata, Echinoidea, Temnopleuroida, Toxopneustidae. The coding region runs from base 105 to 677 and encodes 190 amino acids. The record is from RefSeq and is a predicted model, not a curated record. The transcript has 5 exons.